AUGAAUGAGCUAUUAUCAUCUCUAAUUAACUUUAGUGUAAAAGAAGAAUUAAAAAACAGUAGUAAUAUUAGUGAUAGAUUAUUAUAUAUAGUUUGGAAUAGUAUAUUUUUAAGAAAUGAAAUUCAUAAACAUAUUUUAAAGUUUAUUUCAUAUAGUGUUGCAGAUCUUAAUAAAUCACAAUAUGACCAGUUUAAAGAUAAAUCAUAUAUAACAAAACUUAAUUGGUUUGGUGAUACACUACCUGAUAAAAAUGAAUUGCCACCAUUUUUGAAAAGUUUAUAUUUGCCCUAUUUUUCUGAAAAGUUAACUCUAACAACUUUACCAAAUACAAUAACUACACUCACAUUCGGUAAUGGUUUUAACCAAGUAGUUCUACCUGGUACAUUACCAAAUAGUCUCACAACACUCAAAUUCGGUGAGUGGUUUAACCAAGUGGUUCUACCCAGCACAUUACCAGAUAGUCUUACAACACUCACAUUCGGUCAUUGUUUUAACCAUAUAGUUCCACCUGGCACAUUACCAAAUAGUCUCACACAACUCACAUUCGGUCAUUGUUUUAACCAAGUGGUUCUACCCGGCACAUUACCAAAUAGUCUCACAACACUCACAUUCGGUAACCAAGUAGUUUCACCGGGCACAUUACCAAAUAGUCUCACACAACUCACAUUCGGUCAUUAUUUUAACCAUAUAGUUCCACCUGGUACAUUACCAAAUUGUCUCACAACACUCACAUUCGGUUAUGAUUUUAACCAAGUAGUUUUACCCGGCACAUUACCAAAUAAUCUCACAACACUCACAUUCGGUCAUGAUUUUAACCAAGUAGUUCCACCUGGCACAUUACCAAAUAGUCUCACAACACUCACAUUCGGUUAUGAUUUUAACCAAGUAAUUCUACCUGGCACAUUACCAAAUAGUCUUACAACACUCACAUUCGGUUAUGAUUUUAACCAAGUAGUUCCACCUGGCACAUUACCAAAUAAUCUCACAACACUCACAUUCGGUUAUGAUUUUAACCAAGUAAUUCUACCUGGCACAUUACCAAAUAGUCUUACAACACUCAUUUUUGGUGAAAGUUUUAACCAAGUAGUUCCACCUGGCACAUUAUCAAAUAAUCUCACAACACUCACAUUCGGUCAAUAUUUUAACCAAGUAGUUCCACCGGGCACAUUACCAAAUAGUCUUACAACACUCAUUUUUGGUGAAAGUUUUAACCAAGUAAUUCCACCUGGCACAUUACCAAAUAAUCUCACAACACUCACAUUCGGUAAUGAAUUUAACCAAGUAGUUCAACCGUGCAUAUUACCAAAUAGUCUCACAACACUCACAUUCGGAACUAAAUUUAACCAAGUACUUCUACCCGACACAUUACCAAAUAAUCUCACAACAUUCGCAUUCAGUUAUAAUUUUAACCAAGUAGUUUUACCCGGCACAUUACCAAAUAAUCUCACAACACUCACAUUCGGUCAUUGUUUUAACCAAGUAGUUUCACCUGGCACAUUACCAAAUAAUCUCACAACACUCACAUUCGGUAAUGGUUUUAACCAAGUAGUUCCACCUGGCACAUUACCAAAUAAUCUCACAACACUCACAUUCGGUUAUAGUUUUAACCAGGUAGUUCUACCUGGCACAUUACCAAAUAAUCUCACAACACUCAGAUUCGGCUAUAGUUUUAACCAAGUAAUUCUACCUGGCACAUUACCAAAUAGUCUCACAGAACUCACAUUCGGUCAUUUUUUUAACCAAGUAGUUCCACCUGGUACAUUAUCAAAUAGUCUCACAACACUCAGAUUCGGUAAUGAUUUUAACCAAGUAGUUCUACCCGGCACAUUACCAAAUAGUCUCACAAAACUGAGAUUCGGUCAUUAUUUUAACCAACAUCUGGAUCCUGAUAUCCGCCCAAAUUCAGAACUCUGCCAUAUUAAACAGCAUGAAUCGUUAAAUGAUACCCGGUUUCAUCAAUCAGAAUGCAUUGCAGGUAUAACACAGACUAGACCAAACCACAAAGAUUGUGAUACUGAUCUUAGUGGCCCCUGCUUAUAUGAACAGAAGCUGGCUCUGACUACCACCGAAAAAUUAGCCAAGGUAAUAAUAAAUAUGUCCGCACCAAGUGAAUCAAUGAAUUCCUAA
Molecule: messenger RNA, 2127 nt
Organism: Dictyostelium purpureum
Lineage: Eukaryota; Evosea; Eumycetozoa; Dictyosteliales; Dictyosteliaceae
Exons: 3
Coding region: 1-2127 (708 amino acids)
Source: RefSeq, a predicted model, not a curated record